GUUGCGAACCGUUUAGUCACGAUUAAGUGCGGAUGCAUAAAAGAAAUGUCUUCUUCAGUGCUAGUGGUUUUAUCAGUUCUGGUCUCAGCCAGAGCCGCUGUUCUCUCUACUGAGUACGCUCACUAUGCAGCUCUGGAUCCGAAAGAGUUAAUGAAGCUGUACUGGACCGUCGACUGGGAUCAAGAAACCGUGUCUUUUGCUGUUGAGGCGGCAACUACAGGAUGGGUAGGUUUCGGAAUCUCGUCAGGGAAUGGAAAGAUGGCCGGUAGCGACGUGGUCAUUGGAUGGGUAAAGGACUCCAAAGGCUAUUUGACGUGUCACCCGACUAACAUCCGGGACGUUCGGCAGUCGAAAGGCAGGAAAGAGAGAAGUCAUAUCCAGAGGUUGUGCAUGUGGCCAUGGUUAAUAGAGGGGAACUCUAUUAACUAUGGUGUGAAUUACAAAAUUUUCAGCGUUUCCAGGGAUUUUUCUGUCGAUUUAUAUAAGAUUGAAUGUUCGAAUUGA
Messenger RNA from Stylophora pistillata, 504 nucleotides. RefSeq names its product DBH-like monooxygenase protein 1. Gene Ontology annotation, molecular function: copper ion binding; dopamine beta-monooxygenase activity. Gene Ontology annotation, cellular component: secretory granule membrane. The record is from RefSeq and is a predicted model, not a curated record. NCBI's taxonomy places the organism in Eukaryota, Metazoa, Cnidaria, Anthozoa, Scleractinia, Pocilloporidae. Gene Ontology annotation, biological process: dopamine catabolic process; norepinephrine biosynthetic process; octopamine biosynthetic process.